Molecule: messenger RNA, 2252 nt
Organism: Cataglyphis hispanica
Lineage: Eukaryota; Metazoa; Arthropoda; Insecta; Hymenoptera; Formicidae
Exons: 3
Coding region: 157-891 (244 amino acids)
Source: RefSeq, a predicted model, not a curated record
GCCAACGUUAACGAAAACCGGCCUCAUUAUGCAUACGUCGGCGUUGCGCAGGAGGUGGAAAUUGCUUGCUCCUUGUCGGAUUACGUAAACGGUCUUCGAACCCGGCCACAAUUCGACUCCCGGGAACCAACCAGGAGCAAACAUUUGCGGCCCAGGAUGUUUAACGGGUUCCCGCGACACGCGAAAAUGCCUCGCUGUUCGAAGUCGGCGACAAAGUCAAGCUUAAUUACGCCGAGAAACCUCUCGACUGUGUCAUCCUCUCGUCGCGACUGUAAUCCCGGGAAAAUGAUCGCAUCGAUCGUUCUCGCUCUGUUCCUGUUUUGUCAAUCGAUCAACAUCGGUGGAUGCCUCUUGCCUCGUGCGAACGGCACGAUCCAGCAAAUCUCACAGCGCAGAAUGAAAAGAAGUCUCACUUUUCCCGAUUCAUCCAUGCUCCUGUUGAUCUUUGGUCUGGGCACUCCGCUACAGUUAGAGCGCGAAAGCGUAAUCGUGGGUGUAUUUACGAAAAUGUGGUACAUCCUGCCAAGCAACGCUACGGAUUUUACGGAACCGGGGGUGUAUUACACAAGAGCCGGUAGAAGUAGAUGGAGUUUUUACAAAAUGUUCGAAAAGAUGCUGGCUAUAUACGGCUUUGGUGGCAAAGAGUGUUUGCUAAGAGCCAUUUGCGAAGUGGCAUCCGUUCCGUUUGACAUUCACCACGGAUUACUAGGGCAAUUGGUACAGACUUUUCUCAGGCCCUCCAGUACUCAGGAAGAAUAUGACGAGUACGGGGAUCGUGAGUACCGGGCGGCCGAACAGCUGGGUGAGCAGGUGGAGGGUGAAAACUGCCACACCCUUUAUCCGGAAUGUCACAGAAGUAUUCUCGACGUGUUUUCCGCAUUGAUCACAUGAGACCGAAUGGAAAUCUCGAUGGGAGAUACGAUAUGCCAAGGAUACGAGGAACGUUAGGAUUAUCGAGAUAUUGGAUGAUAUUGAAAGAUGCCAAAUCACACAGAGUCCGAAAAUUUUCAAAUAAUAUGUUGCUGUCGAGACAUUUUUAUAAAAUAUUUAUAUGUAUUUUUCCUAUAAUUUCCUAUAAUUUUCGCAUAUUAUUUUCGCAAGAUAAGAGAUUAUGAUAAGAGAUUAUUUGGUUUGAAACGCUAUUGGUUUUAUCUAACGCGUACGAUAUAUAUCGACAAUUUCUGUUUACAGAAAGAACACGUACUAUAUUUGUCAAUAAUAAAUCGAAUUUCGACGCCGCGCUUUAAACGAGAUCCCUACCAAAUAAUCCAUCUCCGCUCGAUGUUUCGUCGCUUUGAGGAUGCGAAGAGAUCGUGAAAGCGUUCCUACGUUCUUCUACGUUCCCUAUUGGCAUUCCUCUCUCUUUCCCGAUUCGGAGUUUCAUUUUCCUAAAAGUGCGCGGAAGAAAUACAGAGUUUCGGCGGCUGGAAUGCCGGCAUACGAUAUUAAAGAAUCUUCGGCAUUCGCAGAGCCCAUCCGCUAAAGUUUAUCGCGCUUUUUUUCCGCUACUUCCCGCAUACUCCCGUAUAAUCAGCCGAAAGAAAAACUUGUCGAAUGUUUCCGCUUUUACGAUGCGCCUAUCGCGAUUUCUUCAUGUACAUUCAGAGCGAUAAGAUUUUUAAGUUAUUUCUUCUUUUUUUUUAUGAUACUUCCUUUUCUAAGAUAUGGCAGAAAUAAAAUUUUAAGAAGAAAAUUGUAGUAAAAGCUAUUAAUUGUCCAAAAUAGUUAUCUGAACUACCUUCGCGUGUGAUAUAUGCAAAUCAAUUCGGUGGAAUGCCCUUAAUUUAGUGUGUGCGCGUGUAUAUAUUUACAUAUAGAUGCAUACCUGUACAUUUCUCGUAAUGAUGCCUAUUGCAACCGCAUUCGCAUCUAUGUGGUUGCAUGUGGUUACCGGUUAAUUAUUAGAUAAUAGACGCCCUUACUAUAUAUAUAGUUAAUUAUGAAUAGAUAUUAAUUUAGCCGGUAACUUGAUCUUUACUGGACAGAACAAAAUGUAAAAAUACGACGUCGCAAAGCAUGUGAAAAACUAUUCCUUAGCCUUAGACUAUCUUAGACUAUUCUUUAUACCUAAAGAAAAAAAGAAUGUAAAUAAGAAUCUAUAAUUUUUCAAGACGAGCAUGCAAAACUCGAGAAUCACGGAUAAGCAUUUUGAAUGGGCUUGCUUUUAGUGAAUAUAAUAUAUAUAUAUAUGUUAAAUUUAAUAUGUAAUUUAAUAAUUCUUGCUUUUUCUCAUAUCUUUCAGGUAUAAAAAA